GCCACUGCGCAUGCCCAAUCAACAUUAUUCAACAAACAUGGCGGCAUCCUACGUGACAGCAGUCAGGACAGCACUGAAAGGUGUACACCUGGUUCCCGGCCGGUGGCUCCUCACGCAGAGGUUCAGAGCCCCGGCAGUGAGUCAGUGUUUGCGGCUACAUGUCGCCCCUGCUGCCGCCCUGUGCAGCUCGAGGACAGAUCCACAGAGGAGCACACCCGGCACCAACACGGACAACAGGAGAGCCGAGGAGGAGGAGGAAGAGGAGGAUGAGGGUCCUGAAUACAUCCCCAAGAAAAGGGCGAAGAACCCCAUGAUGGUGAUCGGCUAUGCCUGGAUGAUAGGCCUCCCCACAGGUAUCAUUGGCUUCAUCCUGGCCAAGAGAGAAGUGGACAAGAACCGACUGAAGCAGCUGAAGGUUCGACAGAGGAUGAACAAGUCAAAUGAGGGAGAAUAUGAAGGGAGUCGCUACCACCAUCGUGCAAAGGAUUUCAAACUGGACCAAUGAUGUAAUUGAAUGUCAUCACUGGGACGGGACUCCACUGAACUAAAGCCCAAAGACUGAUUACAGAAGAGAUGUCAACUUUAUGAGCUUGAGUUUAAAACAUCCAAAACCUCUUAGGACUAUUUUUUCUUGAGGCAAAUGCAUGAAAUCUGUGAAGGAGAGUGUUUGAGACUGAGCCUUUAAUCAGAACAGAUUUCUUCUUGAUCAUGAACUAAGAUGGAAUAUCCUGUUAAAGUUGUCCAUAGAAUUUGGAGAAAAAUCACAUAUUAUUAGUCUUGAUGCUGAUGUUCUCUAAAUAUGAUAAAGGAAAUAAAUGUAUAUUUAUAAAUUUGUGAAUACAUAAACAAUAAUCAUCACUGGUACAAAUGCAUACAAACCACAUCAAAACUCACAAGUACAAACGUUAUGAUAUGAAAAGGCAAACAAAAUGUCCUCAUCAUAGAUAUCUAUAUUUACAAAAUACCCCAACAUCUGUGCUGCACAUAUAAAAUGUGUUACUUAGUUGUUUUGAGUCAAGGGUUGUAUGUAACUUGGAUCCAUACUUUGGAUGAAUAUGACUCAUAGUAUAGAAUGUCAUAAAGUAGUCAUACAAAUAUAGUAGAUUAUGAAAUAAACAGGUCAGUUUGUAUUUUAUUCAAUUG
Messenger RNA from Anoplopoma fimbria (sablefish), 1143 nucleotides. RefSeq names its product DUF4748 domain-containing protein. Bases 11 to 505 code for a protein of 164 amino acids. NCBI's taxonomy places the organism in Eukaryota, Metazoa, Chordata, Actinopteri, Perciformes, Anoplopomatidae. The record is from RefSeq and is a predicted model, not a curated record. The transcript has 3 exons.